AUGCAUUUUGUACACCUGUGGUUAACUCGUUCCCUAUCCAUGUGUUUGCUUUUACAAAGUUUUGUCCUCAUGAUACUGUGCUUUCAUUCUGCCAGUAUGUGCCCGAAAGGCUGCCUCUGUUCCCACUCUGGAGGUCUGAAUGUCAGCUGUAGCAAUGCAAACCUCAAGGAAAUACCCAGAGAUCUCCCUCCAGAAACAGUCCUGCUUUAUUUGGACUCCAAUCAGAUAACAUCUAUCCCAAAUGAAAUUUUUAAAGACCUGCACCAACUGAGAGUCCUCAAUUUAUCAAAAAAUGGAAUUGAGUUUAUAGAUGAACAUGCCUUUAAAGGGGUAGCAGAAACCUUGCAGACUCUGGAUUUGUCUGACAACAGGAUUCAAAGUGUGCACAAAAACGCUUUCAACAACUUGAAGGCCAGGGCUAGAAUUGCAAACAAUCCCUGGCACUGUGAUUGCACACUGCAGCAGGUGUUGAGAAGCAUGGCCUCUAACCAUGAGACAGCCAACAAUGUUAUCUGCAAGACUUCUGUGCUGGAUGAACAUGCAGGGAGACCGUUCCUCAAUGCUGCCAACGAUGCUGACCUCUGCAAUCUUCCUAAAAAGACUACUGAUUAUGCCAUGCUGGUCACCAUGUUUGGCUGGUUCACCAUGGUGAUCUCAUACGUGGUUUAUUAUGUCCGACAAAAUCAGGAGGAUGCAAGGAGGCACCUUGAGUACUUGAAAUCCCUGCCAAGCAGGCAAAAGAAACCAGAUGAAGCUGAUGACAUUAGCACUGUGGUAUAG
Messenger RNA from Indicator indicator, 780 nucleotides. It is a transcript of the gene LRRC3B, whose product is annotated as leucine rich repeat containing 3B. The record is from RefSeq and is a predicted model, not a curated record. NCBI's taxonomy places the organism in Eukaryota, Metazoa, Chordata, Aves, Piciformes, Indicatoridae. Bases 1 to 780 code for a protein of 259 amino acids. Gene Ontology annotation, molecular function: protein binding. The transcript has a single exon.